AAAGAUGAAGCUCUUGAGAAAUUCAAGAUUCUUGUGAAAAAUAUUCAAAAUGAGAAAUCUCUUAGUAUUAAAAGCAUCAGAAGUGAUCAUGGAGGAGAGUUUGAUUCUGAAAGCUUUGGAAAUUUCUGCGAUCAACUAGGAAUCUCCCAUGAGUUUUCAGCCCCUAGGACGCCUCAACAAAAUGGCGUAGUGGAAAGAAAAAAUAGAGCUCUUAUAGAGCUAGCUAGAACAAUGCUUAGUGACUAGGCUUCCAAAGUAUUUUUGGGCUGGAGCAGUAGCUACCGCCUGUUAUGUUCUGAAUAGAACAUUGAUUAGGGCCAUCAUAGAAAAAACCCCUUAUGAAAUCUGGAAAGAUCAGCGGCCAAAUAUUAGUUAUCUUAGACCAUUUGGGUGUAGAUGCUUUAUACUUAAUACUAAGGAUACACUAGGAAAAUUUGACUCAAAGUCAGAUGAGGGAGUACUUUUGGGAUAUUCUACUCGUAGUAAAGCUUAUAGAGUCUUCAACAAGAGAUCCUUGAAGGUAGAGGAAUCAAUAUAUGUUGUUUUUGAUGAAACUGACUAUAUUUCUGAGCAUGAAAGAGAGCAGGACGAUGAUAAGGAUGAUUUGGGACUAAUUAGAACGACGACAACCUCAGUCACCCAAGAAUCGGAGAUUCCACAUGAGAGGUUAUUCAAAUCCCAAGAGCCAAGUGCACCACCUCAUAUUGCUAAGGCACAUCCUCCGCAUCAAGUCAUUGGGAACAUUAAUGAUGGGGUCAAAACAAGAUCAAGUAAGGACUUAUAUCAAGGUCAGACUUCUUACUUUUCACUUAUUGCUACAGUCUAUUUAUCCUUGAUUGAGCCUAAAAACAUUAAGGAAGCUUUACUUGAACUUUUCUAUGCAAGAAGAAAUGCUUCAAUUUGCUAGAGCUCAAGUAUGGGACUUGGUUCCUAGACCAAUAGGUAAAACUAUUCUAGGACUUAAAUGGGUCUAUCGCAAUAAAACAGAUGAUCAAGGGAUAGUUAAUAGGAAUAAGGCUCGAUUGGUGGCUAAAGGCUAUAAUCAAUAAGAAGGAAUAGACUAUGAUGAAACAUUUGCUCCGUAGCCCUUAUUGAGGCAAUUAGACUGUUGUGUGCCUUUGCUUCUUCAAUGAAUUUCUAAUUAUAUCAAAUGGAUGUCAAAAGUGCAUUUCUGAAUGGAGUCCUUCAUGAAGAGGUCUAUGUAGAACAACGUCCUGGUUUUGAAGAUCAUAGGUUUCCUAACCAUGUUUUCAAACUUAAAAAGGCUCUCUAUGGAUUAAAACAAGCUCCUCGCACGUGGUAUGAACGUAUAACUCAAUUUCUAGAAAGUGAAGGGUUUGUUAGGGGUUCUGUUGAUACAACUCUAUUUCUCAAAAAACAUAACAAUGAUCUUAUGGUUGUCCAAAUCUAUGUUGAUGACAUAGUUUUUGGUGCUACUAAUGAAACUAUGUCCGUAGAGUUUGCCUCCUGUAUGCAACAAAACUUUGAAAUGAGUAUGAUGGGUGAGCUUACUUACUUCCUAGGACUUCAAAUCCAACAAACUUCAAGAGGAAUUUUCAUUAGUCAGACGAACUAUACUCAGUCCAUGAUGACCAAGUUUGAUCUUGGUAAUCUUAAUCCUAGUCCGACCCCAAUGGCUACCAAUAUCCAAUUAGACAAGGAUGAAGGUGAUAUAGAUGUUGAUGAACGUAAAUAUCGUGGGAUGAUAGGAUCGCUUCUCUAUCUCACGGCAAGUAGGCCAGAUAUUAUGUUUAGUGUUUGUAUGUGUGCUAGGUUUCAGUCCAAACCUAAGGAAAGUCACCUUAGUGCCGUUAACCGCAUCUUCCGUUACCUGAAAGGUACACCUACUUUAGGUCUAUGGUAUCCUAGGGAAACAAACCCUGAGCUUAUGGGAUUUAGCGAUUCAGACUUUGCCGGUAGUAGAACAGAUAGAAAAAGUACCUCUGGAACCUGUCAAUUUUAUGGUCGGUCCUUAAUUUCUUGGUUUAGUAAGAAACAACACUCCGUAGCUCUCUCCACCGCUGAGGCUGAGUAUAUUGCCGCAGGAAGUUGUUGUCAACAACUUCUAUGGUUAAGGACUCAACUAGCGGACUAUGGAAUUAUACUUCCUACCGUUCCCAUUUUAUGUGAUAAUACGAGUGCUAUUAAUAUGUCCAAAAACCCGGUUCAACACUCUAGGACAAAACAUAUAGAGAUUAAAUAUCAUUUUCUUCGAGAGCUAGUUCAGAGUAAAACCGUGUCUAUCUCCUUCAUACCUACGAGUGAGCAACUAGCGGAUAUUUUUACUAAACCACUUCCUAUAGAUCAAUUUCUAUUUAUUCGUAGUGAGUUAGGAAUGAUUUUCCAAUUCGAUCUUGCUAAUUUUGGAUCCUGAUAUUCUCUUUCUUGAGUGUUUGUUUCCAUUAUUGUCUAUAUAUAUAUAAUAAAAAUAAUACUAUAAAAAAUUAAAAAAAUUUGAAAAAGGGGGGACACACCAUCGCAAACUCAAAACGGCGACUCCCCUACUGCGCGCGACUUCGCGUUUUCCCGCGAGUAGUCUCGCUAUUUCCCCUGGGAAAUCGCCUUUCCCGGCGAGUAGUCUCGCCUUUCCCUUUCUUCUAUGAUUCUUGCCCCGUAUCCACCUUGGGGAUUCUUGCCGCUUGAUUCCAUCGCCGCCUCAUUGUAAUUCCCAAUCUUUCCUUCCUCUUCAUCAAUUUUCAUUCGCCUUCUAUCUCUCUUUUCCCGCUAAUCGAUUCUUCCCCUUUCUGCCUUCCUCUCCGAAUCGUCGAUCAUGAUUCCCUUACCCCCAUUCCUUAAGUCCUUCCAGCGGAAACGCUAGAGUCUCUGCCUAUAUAUAUAUUUGUUUCCUUCCAUCGAUCACGACGUUCAUCUCUAAAAAACCCCUCCUUGCUCCACGUUUUCUGGCUGAAACGACAUCAUGAGCUUCCUCUCCGGUGACUCGUUCCUCAUGAUUCCAGCUCUCUUUCGUUGCCAGCAGAGGAUCGUUUCCUUUACCGGGGCGCUCUACCCUCAUCCGGUUGGUGAGAAUCGUGACUGUCAUCAACAGAUUUUUGCAGUGAAGCCCAUUCUGCCGAUCUGCACUCUGGAUCCUUAUGCUUUCGCCUUUGUUGACACUAUGGAUCCUAUCUCCCUCAUCGACAGUCUAGGUUGGCUUCCUAUGGGUGACUCACCUCCUCCCAGCUACUGCCCAGCUGCCGUUCGUGCCUUCUAUUCCAAUCUCCGGAUAGAUGGGCUCGCAACGGGCAAAUUCUCCACCCUGGUAUAUGGUCACUUGCUUACCCUUUCGGUUGAUGACCUUGAUGCAUUUCUUAUUCUGCCUACUAGAGGCAAGCAACUCAUUAGUCCUUUGGAGUUCUGGUCAUACAAGUUUGACUUGCGUCGGGAGGUUACAAAUCGCUCCUUGGACUCGCUGGAUGAUUCACUCAAGCUUCUCCACUACUACACCACCCGAGUGUACUUUCCGCGGGGUGACCGCUUGGAUGUCAUUUUUCCUCUUGAUUGCUGGGUCAUGUCUCACGCCAUCUCUGAUAUGCCGUUGAGCUAUCCUCACCUGCUGUUUGGGGCAAUCGUGGAUGCCGCUGCCAAUGACUCUCCCAGUGUUGGUCUUCCCUUUGCUGCGCUGAUUACGCUGCUGCUGCAGUGUCUCGGUGUGCCUCUGGCUGACUUUGUCACUAUUUCUGACAAUUUUGUUCAUCCCUCCAUUGAUGAAGUAUUGACUGUCGUGGGACUUCCCCCCAUUGUUGAUUUAUCAUCAGGGGGAGAUGUUGUGGCCACGCACGCAACUAUUGGAGAAAGAGGCGAAGAGCUUGCCAAAGACGAGGCGUCCGCGGAUGGUGGUGCAUCUGUUUCAGCCUCUGUCCGUCCCUUCAAGCUCAGGCGACAGGCGAAAGGGCCUCUCCAUUCUAGCAGAGUUCUCAAGCGUCUCAAUAAUCAAAAACAUUCUGAAGGAGUGGUUCUCUAUGAGAAUCAUGAUCUUGAGCAAAACAAUUAAAAGCCUUAAUUUAGGGGGAGCAAGUUUCGAGUUGUUAGUUGUUGCUGCUGCUGUUUUAAAUGACUUAUUUGAAUUGUUGCUUUUAAGCUCUAGAUUGGGUCAGGGGGAGUAUUAAAUCAUGUCUCUUAUUUGCGAUGUUGAGUGUUUGAUUGAAUAAUGCCCUGAGCUAUACUCAGGAUGAAUGAAGUAAUUUGUGUUCUUAAUAAUCUGUGGCGUAUGAUGAAUGAGAGAUAUAAUGAUUGUCAUUCUUUAAUAUUGAGCUUUAUGAUGAAUGAAGCAUAUGCAGUAACAGGAUGCUAAAUCAAGCUUAGGGGGAGAAUGUUGAGUCAACAAGCUUGAUUUAGCAAAUUGAAUAUCAUAGGAUAUUUUGUUUUGAAUAUAUGCUAUUAUUGUGAACUAACAAUCUCUGCAGAAAUAUCACAAUCAAUGAUGAGGAAAAAGGAAACAAUUCAAAGUGAUUUCUUGCCCUCAAAGGAGUUACCAUAUCAAGCAAAAAGGGUAUCAAAUCAAGGAGAUACUUGCCACAUAAAGGACUACAAAUGAAAGAAAAUGAAAGGAGUUACCAUAUCAAAGUGAUUGCUUGCCCUCAAAGGAGUUACCAUAUCAAGCAAAAAGGGUAUCAAAUCAAGGAGAUACUUGCCACAUAAAGGAAUACAAAUGAAAGAAAAUGAAGGCUCACAUCCACUAUAAAUAGUAGAGUCAUUUGUAGACCAGGACACCUUUUGCAAAGAUCUCUUCUCCCUUGUAAUAGCGAAAUUGUGUGAUCAUAUUUCGUGGUGUGAAUAGCUUGAUAUCUCGGAGGUUGAGAUAUUCAAGCUAGGUCGGGUUUUAGGGUAGAAAUGGUAUUUGUAAUUGGGACUAGAGCAAGAGCAAGAUGUGAUUCUUGCUUGGGAGUUGCAUUAGAUGGAUUAGUCUUCAAUCAAGUCAAACUAAGAGUGUUGGCUUGAGUGAUUGAGUGGGUAGCUUAGCUUGGAUUUGGCUAAGGGUUGAAUAGGUGUGGAGUUGCACCUAUUUGGUUCUUGACACGAAGUGUCAAGAUUGUUUCAAUUUCAUAGGUUAGAGAGUCUUUUAUUUUAAUAAAAGUUAGAGUCUCUCGUGAGAUAGUGGUAACUAUCUCCGGGACGUGGAUGUAAAGCCAUAUUGGCCGAACCACGUUAAAAUUGCGUGUCCUGACUCAUCUCUCUCUCUCUCUCUAUACCUUCUCUAACCUUGUUCUCUUUAUCAGUGCCAACUAAUUAAUCACUUCAAGAGAGAUUCUUGGCAAGUCCUUUUGGAUUGCUCAAUCAAGCUAGUGCUAAUCUCUCACUAUUGAAAUCAGAAUUAAUUUGUGCACCGACCACGUCAAAAGUAUUCAUUAUUGACCUCGCUUGGUCUAACAUGUGGGCACUCCUAUGAUUAGUGUUAGUUUUAAUGGGGGGCUUGUUGGUUAUUUUCAAGCUAAUAAAGGGUUCAGGCAAUGUGAUCCUCUCUCCCCUACCUGUUCUCUGUAGCUAUGGAAAUUUUCACGUCUCUUCUUGACAAAUCUGCCACUGAUGGGUACUUCUCUUUUCACCCACCGUGUAAGAAAAUUAAACUUAAACAUCUUUGUUUUGCGGAUGACCUUCUGGUCUUCUCUGAUGCAUCAAAUUGUGGAAUUCUGGAACUUCAAAGGGUUCUCAGUCAGUUUAGAAGGAUCUCAGGUCUGAAAUCAAACCCUAAUAAUGUGAGGUCGUUUUUACUGGGUUAGAUCAAGAGGAAAAAGGUAGAAGGGCUUCCAGAUAUGGCUCAGCUUUGAGAGUUUCCUGUGAGAUACUUGGGGGUUCCCCUCAUUUCAGGUAAACUCAGUCUUGCUGCUUGCAAGCCUCUUAUUGACAAAUUGGUGACUAAAGUAAGAAGCUGGCAAGCUAAGACCUUGUCUUAUGCAGGAAUUGAGCUAGUAGGAACUGAUUUGUAUAGUUUGACACAAUUUUGGAUGUCGGUGUUUUUACUCCCAUGGGUUGUUAUUAAAGAGGUUGAACAGAUUUGUAGUUGAUUCAUAUGGGGAGUUGGGACUUGAAAAAGCUUAGAGAAAAUAUGGUCUGGCAGAAACUGACUUUCCCAAAGAAAGAGGAUGGUCUGGGACUUAGGGAUAUGAGCAGUUGGAAUGUAGCUUGCAUGGUAAGGCAUAUAUGGCUUAUUCUAUUGAAAGAAGGCUCUUUGUGGGUAGCUUGGAUCCAUGCUUAAUUAUAAGAUAAAAGAGCAUAACUUCUGGACUUAUACAUGUAGAACUGGAUCAUGGAACUGGAAGAAGAUCAUUAAAAUCAAAACUAGAGUUAGUCACUUGCUUUCACUAGAUAAUGACACAGUUCUGUUUAAAGGUGUCCCACUGAAUUCGUUCUCGAUCUGGAAGGUUUGAGAAUUUAUUAAGCCUACUCAGCAGAUAGUUCCCCGAUGAAAACUUGUAUGGUAAAGGCAGGCUAUCCCAAGGAACAUGGUGAUUGAUGACUUGAUAUGUGCACAUGUUUUCCCCUUUGUUUCUUGAUCGUUUGAGCUUUAAUUAUCGCGUCUUUGGCCUAUUUUACGCUAGGUUGUGUUCCUUUAUCACAUUACAGGUCCUAGCACAUAAAGUGAAGCAUAGGCGCAAGUUUCAAGUCAAUCAGAGAUCAAUUGGCGAUUAGGGAGAAGAAACUCGGGCAUGACCUGAAGAAGAAUGGAUUUCUACCUCACUUUAUGGACAAAGAAUCAUUCAAACUUGUCAUGAAAAUAAAGAGGACGAGACUACGAGCGUAUGGGAUCAAACAAUGACUGAUUCAGAUUCCGGACGAGGGAGAAACGAAGCAUUGAAUAUAGGGGAACAUGUUCGGCAGUAAAAACACGGGCGCGCCUAAAUCAAACACGGCCGUGCCCAUAUUUAGGCACGACCGUGUUUUGGCCGACGCGCACGAGCGUGUUUUUAACACGGGGCAAAACACGGGCGGGCAAAACCAAAGCACGGCCGUGCCCUCGACCAUGUUUUGCCCAGAAUCGGGUUUUUUAGGCAGAUUGAAGCCAAACGAAAUGGGGGAGAGCUGGGUUUUGGAUCCCAAACACCCAAGGGACGAACCAAAGAGAGAGAGGGCGAUUUGAGGGCAUUCUAAGAGUGGAAUUGGAGGAUUUCUUCGCCUUGGAAGCUCGAGGAACGAGCCCGGACUUGAAGACUGAUCAUCUGAGGAUUCUUACUGCAGUCUCUCUCUUCUCUAUGGAGUAACUUCCCUUCACUUAGGUUUUGAGGAACCCUAGCUAUGUUUGUUUGAUUGGAUGAUUGUAUGAGUACUCUGACUUGAUAACCUUGAGUUCAUAUUCAAUCUAUGCAUGUUUUCAUGAUUCAAUUCUGCUUUAGUCGAGAUUAUUGAUUCUUUUUUGAUCCUAUGAGAGCGAAUACCUGAUUAGGUCAAUAGAGCCCCAUAGAUUGAUAGUAUUGGAUCGAUUGCUUUAGUCGAGGGUUGAUUCACUGUUUUGUAUCGAUUGAGAACCUCUUUCGAUAGAGGGAGUCUAGUUCAGAACGCCUUGAUCGAUUGUUCUAGAGAAGGAUACGUCCCUCUAGGCAAUUGACUCAAGAGGGCCUUGUUCCUUUAGUCAAGACUCAAGGUCUAGUCAAGGAUUCUCUGCAUUGUGAAUGAAAGUGAAACAGGUUAGAGAUCAUCAAUCAUUAAUCUGGCUAGUGGCUAGGGGGAAUCAUACCUAAGUGAGUUCCCAACCUGUAAUUAGAUUAACUUUAACUAUAGUUUGCUAGAGUAGUUUUAGUUCUUUCAUCUUAAUCUGGUUUGCUAAAUAAUAAACUGAAGCUGAGUAAUAGUAACUCUAGAGACCCGUGGAUUCGAUAUUUAUCACUUGAGCCACUAUACUGCAGUCCCUUUCAUUGGUUACACUUGGCCUUUGUUAGGAGUUGUGUCAUAGCGUGUCAGUGAUCUCAUGGUUGGUUGUUAAAGGUUGUAUAAACACAAGGAGAAGGAUGCUAAAAUGGGGCUAUUUGGGACCUACGAGUUGUUGUCUUUGUGAUACAGAACAUGAGGACAGAUAGCUCUUAUUUACAAAAUGUCUUUUUUCGAAAACAUUGUAUGAUGGUCUUCUAAGUAGCUCACUGAAGAGUACUCUUAGGCCUGGUUGGGACGAUGCAAUGAACCUCUGGACUGCUAAAUUUUCUGCUGCUACUGAGACUGUUGAAGUGAUGAGGCUGAUUUGGCAGUUCUGGAUGAGUCAUGUAUGGCGUGAAAGAUGCUGUCGAAUGUUUGCUGGUGUCAACGUUUUGGUUUGGUUGUUGGUUUGCUGUUUUGGUAGUGUUAUUUUGAAAGUGAUGUAGGACUAGCUAGCAAGGCUGUUGCUAGCAGCUCUUUUUUUUUUUAUGAAAUACAAACCCACCGAUUCAUAAAAAAAAUUGAAAAACAAUAUUAUUUUAUAUUAAAUAAAUCUAACAUGAUCCAUUUUAAAUACUUAUAUAUUUUUAGAAUUUUGUAUUCAUAUUUUAUGUUAGAAAUAUUUUUUAGGCAUUUUCAUCACCUCUUAUAUUAGAAAGUAAUUAUGAUCAGUGGUGGACAUUUAGGACACCCCUAAAAUUUGGAAGAACAAUUAUCCAACCCAGUUGUAGCUUCGUAUGGAAAAAAAUUAUUAUUAGUAAUCCGAGAUACUCUUAAAAUUUGAAAAAAUGAUUAUACUACUCUCGAUACUAAUGUGUGUAAGAUUUAAUAAAAUAUAAAUGGUAGUUUGUGUUAUUCAAACCAAGGACACUACUAUUAUUAAACAUAUUCUCUAGGUUGCAACUCAUUUCUUGUUCUAUUUAAACACUAUGAAAUAGUAAAAACAUUAUUUCUUAUCCCCAACUAUUUUCAAAACCUAACAACUAAAGUAAUUACGGGCUAUCCUUAAUUUGAAUUGAUUUUAUAGUUACACGGCAAAGAGUUAAAAGAGUCUUUCAACUUUGAGUUACACAAAGAACAAGGUUAGAAAUUGAAUAUGCGAUCAGUUCGUGAAUUAUUGUCUAGUAUGAUAUAUAGAUUUGUUGAGCAGUGAAGACGUCGAGUAUAUUUUAUAUUAUUUUUCAGAAUAUGAUAGUUUUUCAGCUAAACACUUGACAAUUUUUUUUCAGCUAAACACUUGACAAUUUUUUAAUACUUUUUGAAAAGAUUAACAUAAACUGCUUCAUUCUGCAAAAAUUACUGCAUGAUCAACUACUAGUCAUACAAUUGAAACAUUGGCGUCAUGAAAGAAGUUCAAAAAUAAAUAAUCAACUCGACGACCCUUCUACCUUAUGCAAGUUCAUCGACCAUAUGCUAUUGUAAAUAACAUACCUAUGAAAAGAUUGAUUAAGAAUAAAUAAAAUUACUUUCA
This is a messenger RNA of Linum trigynum, 9313 nucleotides long. NCBI's taxonomy places the organism in Eukaryota, Viridiplantae, Streptophyta, Magnoliopsida, Malpighiales, Linaceae. The record is from the annotation of a GenBank genome assembly.